UGGGUGGAAAACUACGAAUCGUGUGGCGUCUUCUCUUUGUUUCGAGGCAGCGCUUCAAAGAGAGAAGAAGUAAGGAAAGCGUAGUCAGUUUGCUUGCCAUAGAAAGCGUAGACAUAGGUUGUUCCAGGCAGACAGUUAAAAUGGGAACACAACAAUUUUGUUUGAAGUGGAACAACCACCAUUCUAACAUGCUAUCAGUAUUUGAACAAUUGCUGUCAAACGAAGCUCUUGUUGAUGUGACUUUAGCGUGUGAGGGUGUCAGCAUUAAAGCCCACAAAGUAGUUUUGUCUGCAUGUAGCCCAUUUUUUCAAACUCUUUUUGUAGAUAAUCCAUGUAAACAUCCCAUUGUCAUUAUGAAAGAUAUGAGAUAUGUUGACUUGAAGGCUAUUAUUGACUUCAUCUAUCACGGUGAGGUAAAUGUUUCUCAAGACCAGCUGUCAGCUUUGCUAAAGACAGCAGAAACUUUAAAAGUGAAAGGACUUGCAGAAGUAGGUGGUGAAAAGCAAGGAGAUAAGGGAGGAACACAAGAACUAGUACAACAACCAAUAAACAAUUCAUCUGCUUUACAAUCUAACAAUCAGCACAGAGCUGAAACACCACCAAUUCAUAAAAGAAAGAGGGGGAGGCCAAGGCGACGGUCGGGCUCCAGUCACAGUGAUACUGAAGACCAGGUGCCAUCAAAAAUAAAACAACCAGAUUCUCCAGAAAUCAUCAGUGAUAUCAGCAGAGAUGGAGUAGUUGAUGCAUCACAGGAAGUCAACCAGAGGUUAUCUCUGAGCCAGUCUCGUGUUCCUUCUCUUUCAUCUAGCCAAAGUGUUAAUUCUUCUCACAAGUCAUCCCAUUCUAUGUAUUCAUCAGUUCCUUCUCAACAAGAAUCAGGUGCUACGAUUGAAGAACCUGCUAUUACAGAUUCAAACUUUGACUUAGAGCCUUCAAGACUAAUGGAGCAGACUAUGACUGCAGGAAGUGGGGUUUCAAUGUAUGAACCUCCUCCAGUGUUAUCAUCAACUUCAUCAGCAUUAGCUCUUCCAUCAUCAUCAGCAUUGAGAGAAGCACAGUCAUCGAAUUCUGUAGUUGGUAAUCAAGCAAUCAUUCCCACCUCAUUACAUUCUGCCUCUGAUUCAUCUGCCUCAGGACUUGGAACUCAGGACACACUAGAAGAUAUCAAGCCUUUUGUAUCAUUUGAAGAGCCUCCAGUCACAGCUUCCGUCCAAUCACAAGACAAUAGUAAUGCUAUGAUACCAUAUAUGGACACGUCAGGAGUUGCAGCAAUACCAGGACCUAGUAGUUAUCAACCUGACAUGAGCUUAACACCAUCACAAACAUCUCAACAGCCUUCUCAAGACCAAAAGUAACUAUUUAACAAGCAACUUGUAGCAUGUACUUUUGAGAACUGCCUAGACAACACAUUGAAGUCCUGUAUAAGAUGAAAAACGUACAAACUAAGUUUAGUGAAAUUUUCAGAUAAGUGACAAUGCAAAUCGGCAACAGCUUUGAGACGUUUGUACCGUAGCUUUGUUGGAAGUAAAUAAUUCAAAAUCACAGGAGAGUAUUUUAUCAUGGAUAACACUAAGACAUGAAUUUUAACUGAACAAGUUGUAAUAUCCCACUAACCAGAUAUCUUUCGAUUCAAAUAUGGAUAGUUUUAGAUUAUUAAAUUAUUCUAGACUGAAUUGGCUUUUUUUUUUUUUUCGAUGGUCAGCUUCAAUUGCAUUGGACGGUUUUUACUGGAAGUGACACAUUUUAAACGGAUUAUUUGGGUCAUAAUUUAUUAGUAUGCAUUUUAAGUUAAUAUUCAAAAGUAAAGAAACUCGAUUAAAUUAGUGGUUAUAUUAGUUUAUGAAAUCUUGUGCUUAAAGCUAGCAAUUUUUGUGGGAUAUAGUUAAUUUUUUAUGUAACAGAGUACAAAGAAAAUCGCUGAACAGAACAUUGACAUGUUAAGUUUUUUUUAUUAUUAUAAAAACUUAAUUAGUAUUUAAAUAUAAUUUUAAGAAUAUAAGAUAAUCGAAAUAUUUUUGUGCACAUGUGAUUCACUCCAAAAACAUAAGUAAAAUUUACUAUUCUUUUAACAUACUUGAAUAGGAAAGAUGAUUUCUACAUAUCGAAUAACACUAACGAAGAAACGAAAUUUUGGAUUUAAUUUUUUUUAGAAAAACGUGUACGUAUACGGGAAUAACUCUAGAGGGAGUGACGUAAGUAUGGAGAAGGUUAGAGGGAACGAGUUUUAUAUGAUUUUAAUUAAAGGGUGUUAUUUACAUGCGACAGAUUGAGUGUGCAUUAAUAUUAAGUAUUAUGUCGAUAAAAAAGUCAUAAUAAAACAUAUAUUUAAAUAUGUAAUUUUAAAAAGUUUGGUAUCUACGUAAAAGUGUAUCGUCUCAUUUACCCAUCAAUGAACACUAGCCUUUUUUAUUCAGUUGUGUAUCAAAGUAACUGUUUGAACGUGAUGUAAGUAUACGAGAUAUUACUUAAAGUAUAUGCUUUUAAGAAAAGACGUUACUUUAUUAGGCUUAUCCUCAGUGCGUGUUUACAAGAAACUGUUAUUGUGGAAAUAUACGUCAUAAUUCAUUAAUUUUAGAAAAGUGAGCUCAUAAAUAUUGCAUGUGAAUAGCAAUACACAUUACUUAUGAAGAGUAAAUUUGGAUUAAUUUAGCUAUCUCACUUUCUGAAGUUUCUGUGCUAGAUAUUAAAAUUAAUGCAUCAUAUUAUUAAUAGAUUAAAUAAAAGUAAAAACAAAGAAUGGAAAAGAAAAACUGGGUAUUCACUAUGACACGUAUGUGAACACUUAUUUGAUUUGAAAAGCACGGUUGUAAAGAACAUGAGAGAAGCGCAAAAUAUCAUCAAAUGUUAAAUAUAGCCAUUUCGUGUGAAUAAAAAAAAGAAAAUAAAAAAGCUUCAUACUGUUGGGCCAACGCUAAUUAGAACGUUUGGCAAAAGAAACUAAAUAUUAUUUAUAAAUGAUCUUACUGUAUGUAUUCCACCCAAGAAGGUCAACAGUGAAGUCUUACAUUUACAAUUCGUAGUUGCGUGACUGCUACUUGUACAUCUUGAGAAAAGAGAUAGCGAUGUUUCUAAAGUAUGUACAUAAUCUUUUAAUAGUUGCUAGUUCUAAGGUUUAAACAUGAGGAAAACCUAUUUUCAGUCUCAACACGUAGACAAACUUCUGUAUGAACAGGUCUAAGAAUGAAUUAGACAUCUAAUGAGUACUUCACAAUGACAUGCAAUAAUUAUAUCAUUAAAUUAGUCUUGCAAACUUAUUUGUAUCUGGGCGAAGAAACCGACACUUUAAGCUCUACAAAACACAAUGAGCAAACGUACCGAAACUUGAUUAAGAACAUUGGAAAACUGGAAAAUCAGUUCUCGAAACUUCAUUGACAUGUUGCAGGUGCACUUCACUGGCUGACCUUUUAAGCUGCAACAUGUAUGCUCAGUCAAAUUGAAGUUUCGAAAUAGAUAGUUGGUCAGCCAGCAUUUUUUUUUUUAUUAUACAUAUUUAUAGGACUAUAUUCUGCUGCCAUUCUUGUAUCAUUACGAUCUACAUAUCAAGGGAGUUGACACAGGAGCAACGCCGGACAAGUUUUAAGCUCUAGGUUUGGGCACCUUGGUAAUUUCGAAGCUUGGGCCGUUUGAUGAUUAAGUACUUUCAAUUACAAUUUCACAUUAAUAUCAACAUUCAGGCAACGGUUGUGCAAUAAUAUACUGUUUACAGUUUCUUACUAAUUUGCUAGAAAUCUUAAAUUUAAAAAGUAAGGAAUAACACGAUUUCGUUUACAUUUAGAAAAUGACUAUUUGCGCAGUUUAAGGAAAUUUUUUACUAUUCUUCGGUGCGUAGUUAAACUAAACUUGGAGAAUUAAUUUUAACAAAGAUUAACAACAAUUAAAUCUAUAUAGUUCUUUUGUGCCGAUCAGUAUAAGCAAAUACUAGAAUGGAAAUCAAAAACAUCCUUGGUAAUUAACAUUUGACGUAUAGGAUUUACACUCAACUUCAACAGUUACUUUUAUUAUUGAGUAAUGAUCGUCACAAAAAUUCGGAUUUUUACAAAAAUUUUAGAGAGAGAAGAAAACUCAAAUCUUAGUCUAGUGCUUAUGAAUUUUUAAUUUAUGAUUUGUUAGAUAUUAAAUUGUGAUUCAAUAUUUACUUUUGUAACUUCAUAUGUAUGGAUGGAAAGAUUGAGAUAAAGGUAUCGAUUUCAUAAGUUUUUUUUUUAUGGGUCAAUGAAUAUGAGAAUUAAGUACUCUGGGAAUGAGUAUAAUUACAACUAUUUGGGUCAUUAAGACGUUAGUAUUUGGCCUUUCACAUUUUUUAUAUACUACAUUCUUUUAUCUAAUACCCUGGGGGCGCCCAUCAGUGGCACGGCGGUAUGUCUGCGGGCUUAUAACGCUAGAAUCCGGGUUUCAGUACCCGCGGUGGGCAGAGCACAUAGCCCAUUGUGUAGCUUUGUGCUUAAUUACAAACAAACAAACUGGGGGCUAGAUUUGUUAUAUCCACUUGAAAAAUCGUCGAUAUCGUAUUGAGACCAGAAAAACUGAGGUAAACUUAAAAAAGAACAUCUUUGAAAUAAACAUGGAAAGAGGUGGCAAUAACAAUGUAUUUCAAGAAUAAGAUCUCAACACAAAGUUAAUUAGUUGUGCGUUAUAUUAAAUGAAUAUUUAUCAGAAUGUAGGUGUGGAAA
This is a messenger RNA of Limulus polyphemus (Atlantic horseshoe crab), 4670 nucleotides long. Its product is annotated as protein bric-a-brac 2-like. Lineage: Eukaryota; Metazoa; Arthropoda; Merostomata; Xiphosura; Limulidae. Gene Ontology annotation, cellular component: nucleus. Gene Ontology annotation, biological process: regulation of transcription by RNA polymerase II. Gene Ontology annotation, molecular function: protein binding. Bases 141 to 1355 code for a protein of 404 amino acids. The record is from RefSeq and is a predicted model, not a curated record. The transcript is spliced from 5 exons.